This is a messenger RNA of Seminavis robusta, 1215 nucleotides long. The record is from the annotation of a GenBank genome assembly. Lineage: Eukaryota; Bacillariophyta; Bacillariophyceae; Naviculales; Naviculaceae.
AUGAGCACUCCCCGAAUGAUUCGGUUGUGCCGACGUCGCGGUGUGUGGCUGCCGAGACGACAACUGAGCAGCAUCAAUGUCCGUCACCAACAACCCCAGUGGACGCCGCCACCGCCCCCUACGAGUCCUGCCAUUGUGUCGACCAAUCCAGUUGCCUUGCCGUUUUUGCAUUCUCGUAAAAAGCUCGCUCCGGCUUGUUUGGACCCCAGCGAAUUGAAGGAUCAUACCGACAAAAUCUUGCAAACGGCCGUGGGAGACUUGAUUCCCUUUCCGCGUCAUCACGGCACAUUGGAUCGCAGCACCACUGACGAAGGUGCCUGGACGAUUGGCGAGAAUAGCGUGCAACAGGUGGAAUAUCUCAUGCGAGGUCAUGCCGCGCAAAUUCCGGGAACUCUUUGGCAGGGAUGGUCGAAUUCUGGCAAUGGUGAUACUAGUGGUAGUAGUAGUGACCCCUUGACUUGCUUGGAAGCCAUGGAUGCCUUGUUGGAGCGAAUGGCCGAAGAAGGCACGUAUUACAUGCAAGAGGAUGGCGUCUAUGACGAUGACGAUGACGAUUUGAUGUUGGACUUUGCCUCGCCUGGAGCUACAGUCAACAUGUACGAUAUCUUUUUGGAUAGUCUGGCGGUCACGGCAGAGCAAGUGGGAGAUCCACGACAAUUUUCCGCCCGCAAGGCAUCCAAUCUACUGACCGCGCGACAUGCCUUUGAUGUCUUUGAGUUACUGUACCAGCGCCACUCCCUCGAUGGAGGAGAGGAGAGCAACGACAACAAAUUCACACUACCCACACAGAUAUCCUACAAUGCCGUGCUUCGCACCGUUGCCAAUCUGCAUUUUGAUGGACAAUCCGAAGUCCACCGUGAUUUGGCACUCAUGGUAGCAUUCUCCACCGACAAUGCCAUGCAGCAAUCAAAAACCUUGGAACGCAAUUCUGCCACCUUUGCCUAUUUGCUGCAAGUCAUUGCCAAGUACAUUCCAGCCUGUGAAUUUCGAGGAAAUGUGGCUCACGCACUUUGGAUGCAAGCCAAGUCCAGUGGCGUCUACAAUGAUCAAGUCAUGGAUGCAUACUUCCAAGCACAUGAACCGUCCAAUUCGGCUAGACAUGAUGAAUGGUUGGAGAAAAACUUGAAAGGGUUUGAUUGGAGAACCGAGGUGCCUCAGCGGUGGCGUCGUCGAGUUCAAAAAUACAGAAUGGUGCCCAAGCAGACAACCUAUUAA